Messenger RNA from Staurois parvus, 502 nucleotides. The record is from the annotation of a GenBank genome assembly. NCBI's taxonomy places the organism in Eukaryota, Metazoa, Chordata, Amphibia, Anura, Ranidae.
CACAGCUCUGCUCUUUCCUUGUGCAGGGUCACUGGUCUUGUCUCCGUCCCCUCCUGUAGAUCUCUGCAGGCAGCCAGUAGUGGAUGGCGCCAGCUGGCCCUUCCCACAGCUCUGGUCUUUCUUUGUCUCUGUUCUAUUACCUGACCCCGCAUUCACUAUAUCCGCUCUCCCCGGACCCUGCAUUCACUAUAUCCGCUCUCCCGGACCCUGCAUUCACUAUAUCCGCUCUCCCCGGACUCCGCAUUCACUAUAUCCGCUCUCCCCGGACUCCGCAUUCACUAUAUCCGCUCUCCCCGACCCUGCAUUCACUAUAUCUGGUCUCCCCGGACCCUGCAUUCACUAUAUCCGGUCUCCCCGGACCCUGCAUUCACUAUAUCCAGUCUCCCCGGACCCUGCAUUCACUAUAUCCAGUCUCCCCCCGGACCCUGCAUUCACUAUAUCCGCUCUCCCACAGUACACACGAUAUGGAAAUGCAAUUAUUUUAGUAAAUAUAAACGGCUAA